Messenger RNA from Branchiostoma belcheri (Belcher's lancelet), 2184 nucleotides. RefSeq names its product very long-chain acyl-CoA synthetase-like. The transcript is spliced from 10 exons. The record is from RefSeq and is a predicted model, not a curated record. Gene Ontology annotation, molecular function: long-chain fatty acid-CoA ligase activity; long-chain fatty acid transmembrane transporter activity. Lineage: Eukaryota; Metazoa; Chordata; Leptocardii; Amphioxiformes; Branchiostomatidae. Bases 51 to 1928 code for a protein of 625 amino acids.
AUUAAGGGUAAUUGUCAGUGUACCGGGAGCAAUUUGAGUUCGUUAACACUAUGGUUAAGCCGAUAGAAGCGGCCUUGUACGCCGCACUGGGCGGCAUAUCUACCGCGGUGGCGACUCUCAAUGUCGUCUACCCGCAGAUCCGCCAGGACCUGAAGUUCCUACGAAAAGUUCGCGGUCCCCUGUCACGAUAUCGGCGGUACAUCUCAGCCCAACCCCCGGUCACCAUAGUGGACCGCUUCCUGCACCAGGUCCAACUCCAGCCCGACAAGGAUUUCAUCCUGUUCGAGGAUGAAGUCUACAGCUACAAGGACGUGGACGUCAUGUCCAACAAGGUGGCAAACUUCUUCCGCGAGGAGGGUCUCAAGUGUGGUGACACCGUCGCCAUGUUGGUGUACAACGAGCCGGCCUUCGUCUGGACUUUCCUGGGACUGGCAAAGCUCGGGGUCAAAAUGGCGCUUCUGAACACGAACCUGAGGAGCAGGUCCCUCCUGCAUUGCUUCACAGUGUCGGAAGCGAAGGCGCUUAUUGUAGGACAAGGCGAUGUUUUGCUUGAAGCCACCAUGGAAAUCUUACCAGCUUUGGCAGAGCAUGGUAUAACCGUCUGGCUACAGGGGGACCAGCCUGCUCCCCAAGGCAUCAUCUCAUUGGAUGACAAGAUCAACCAGGCGUCCGAUCAGCCAAUCCCUGUCAAGAUGAGAGAGAGCAUUACUGCUAAAGAUGCUCUGUGUUACAUCUACACAUCCGGGACAACAGGUCUCCCGAAAGCUGCCAAAAUAACAACAGAAAAGGUUCUCGGAGCAGGCUGUUUUUUCGGAAUCUCCGACCUGAAGAAUGACGAUGUUGUGUACAUUACGCUACCGCUGUACCAUUCAAAUGGACUAUUCUUUGGUCUGGCAGGAACCAUUGAGCAUGGAACCACCAUGGCGCUGGCCAGGAAGUUUUCAGCGACGCGGUUUUGGGACGACUGUCGCAAGUACAACGCUACUAUAGUCCUCUACAUCGGGGAGCUGCUGCGGUACCUGUGUGCUCAACCAAAGACCCCAUUCGACAGAAACCACGGCGUCCGACUAGCGUUUGGGAACGGUCUCCGUCCCGACAUCUGGGAGAAGUUUCAGGAGAGGUUCGGAGUCGGGCAGAUUGUAGAAUUCUACGGCGCAACGGAAGGAAACGUGUCAUUCUUCAACAUCUUCAACAAAACGGGAGCUGUCGGCAUGGCGACUCCAUUGUUUAAGAGGAUACGGCCAGCCUCUUUUCUGAAAGUAGACCCGGAAACAAGCGAACUCGUCCGAGACCAGAACGGCAGAUGUAUUCCCGUAAAGCUUGGAGAGCCUGGCCUUCUCGUGUCUGCCAUAUCGGACACUUUCCCUUUCGAAGGCUACAAAGGGGAAAGAAAGAUAACGGAGAGGAAGAUUCUUCGUAACGUCUUCAAGGAAGGAGACAUGUUCUUCAACACAGGAGACCUGAUGAUGGUGGACAAGGACUACUACGUGUACUUCAUAGACAGGCUGGGGGAUACGUACAGGUGGAAAGGAGAGAACGUGGCAACUACAGAAGUGGCGGAGGUCUUACACGACAUAGAGGAAAUACAGGAAGCCAACGUGUACGGAGUCACCGUGCCAGGUCAUGACGGUCGAGCUGGAAUGGCGGCCAUCGUGCUACAUCCGGGACACCGAGCGAACCCACGGGACUGGUACUCCCAUGUUGCCUUGCGCCUGCCCGUCUACGCCCGGCCGCUGUUCCUCCGACUGACCCGCGACCUGGACCACACCGGCACCUUCAAACAGACCAAGCCUGAGCUGGUGAGGGAGGGGUUCGAUCCGAGCGUCGUCACGGACAGUUUGUACUUCCGUGAUGACUCUAAGGAAACCUACGUCCCGCUGGAUUUGGAAGUCUACAAGUCCAUCGUUGUCGGCAAGGCCAAACUUUGAACCAACUCUGAUCCGAUCGGACGCACUGCAUUGUAGCAAUCUCCAAGCAGAUUUUUGGGUGACUGCAAUACAGUAUCAAAUUGGCCAAGCAGUAUCCAAUGUGCCAAGCAGUAUCCAAUGUGCCAAGCAGUAUCUAAUACGCCAAUACGAUAAGCAAUAUCUUAUACGCCAAGCAAUAUUCAAUACACCAACCAAGUAGGGCGGCCAAUGGUUACAAGUGGCCAAAAUAGACCCUCGCCCCAGAGAAUCGGCAUGG